AAAUUUAAUUAAUUAUUAAUAGAUAGAAAGUAUAAAAAUUUAACAAUAUAGAUAAAGUUCUUGGAGAUGUUCAAUCCAUAGGUCUCUUCAAACUAUAAUUCAGCUAUUAAACAACAAUAAGCAUAUUAGAGUCAUUAAUAAAUUUAAAAUAUUAAUUAAAAUCAAGGAUCAAGUUACAAUGAUGGAGUAGGAAUAUAUGCUGGAAAUGGAUAACCUUAGUAGCAGCUACAGCAAUAAUAAUUUGAAUCAUAAAGAAGUUAGGUGAAUGUUUCAAACAUGGAUCAAAAUUAUAAGCUAAGCAAUAUGAUACAGAAAAAUUAAUCUAUGAAAUUGAAUAAUAGCUUAAACCAAUCAUCUUAUAGAGAUAAGAAAGUUUUAAACUAGAAUUUACAAUAAUUACUCACUCAAAAUAGUAAAAACAAGUAGAAUUCAUCUAUGUAGCAGAUAAAUAAAGAUGGAAAUACCUUAAGUAAUACAGCAAUAUAAGCUAAUAGUUAACCAAUGCCUGAGUAAAAUAGCGAUUUAGUUAAGAAAUUAAUGAAAAAAGAUAUCAAGGACGAAAAAACCUUUUCUUUUUGCACAAGAUGGACACAUUUAACUAUUGUAUUCCUAUAUUCACUUGCUACUGUUAUUGUGUCUUCUAUCUUAGUGUAUUAUUUUCCAUAAAACUCAACGAAUAGAUAUUACAUGUAAGAAACAAUAGAUAAUUGGAAUCAAUAAAUGUGGAGUGAUAUUUAAGUAGUUUAACUUACCGCUUAGCAAAUAGCGAAUAAAUAAUCACCUUUAUGCCCUAGUUCUUACAAAAGUUUGUAUACAGUAUUUGGAUUACCUAUCUCAGAUGGUUGCAAUUGCUUAAGUAGCACUUAUAGCCAGAAAGCUAUGAUUGUAGGUAAGUGUGGCGAUGAUUAAAUAGCAAGUGGAUGCACAAAUGUAAAGGGCUUCGAUCCACCAGUUGGAUUUAACUGGUAGACUCCUGAUGGAAGCGUUACCUUCACCCUUUGCGUUAAGCUAAUAGAUGGUUUGACUUAUAACAAUGUUGGGAGCUAAACAAAUUGCUAAAAAACUUGCGGUGGAAGUACUCCAGAAACAUAGAUAUGUGUUAACUCCAAUUAAGACUGUCCUAUUAAUUACAUACGUUUUGGCUCUGCACCAGACGCUACUUAAAACAUUUAAAACUUGAAAUCUCAAGCUAUAGGAGCCUCUUACAAUAUGUACUAUUCUAGUUCUGGAUCAGGAGCACCUUUAGUUGAUGUACGAUUAACUAAAGGCAUUGGUGUAUGCAUGAAUAAUAAUAUCUAAAAUUUAUAUUAAUAACCAUCAUAUUAUCCAUUACUAAAUGUAAAUUAAACUUAAGUCUGCUCAUAGUCGAGCUAAAUAGAUACUAGAUUUACUUCGAUUCUUACUUUAAAUGAAAAAUCUUUGUAUCAAAUUAAUUAUUUUGAUAAUUAAUACACUGCUCUUCCUGGUUACACACUAAGUACAACAGAAUUAUAUUCUAUUUACGUAAGACCUGCUAUAGUCUUUGCAUAAGAUAGAAGAGGUUCAGAUAUUUCUACUUUUAUGAAUUCAUACUAAAACUAUGAUACAGUCUAUAAUGGUAGUGUGAGUAUCCUAGUUACUUCUAUUUUUUAUUUAGUUUGUAUAGGGCUUAUAUACAACAUAUUUUCUAUUUUAAAUAUUCUCAAUAAAAAACAUCUAUACAAACAAUAUCUUUAUGACCUAGAACCAGAUUUGGAAACUCAAAAAUCGCACUUGUUUAAAAGACUUUGGCUAAAAAUAUUGAUCUCUCUGGCACAUAUGAUAUCUAUUUUGGUUACUUUUGUUUUAACAAUUUAAAAUUACUUGUACUUAACAACACUGAACUAAGGAACACUUGGUGAUCAAUAUACUUAAAAUCUAGUAAGUAGCUUAAAAAGCGAAUAUUAUACAAAUAUUUUGUGGUAUAUUGUGAGCAAUUUCAUAGUUUUUUCAACGAUUGUAAUUAUUGAACUAUUAGCUCUCGUACCUCUUCUCAGCAAGAAAUUAAAAGAAGAUACUAAAGUAAAGAUAUCUUCUAAAUAUAUGCCAAAACCAGGUUCAAGUAAAGCACAGUAGUAAUAGAUUGAUAGUAAUAAUAAGAGAGGACUGGAACUUCCUGAGUAUCAAACACAUAAUAUGUAUGGAGGCAAUGGUAUAAAUACUACUAUAAAUCCAUUUGUUUAGCAUUUGAGUGUAUUAGGUGCUGAUAUAACUACUGCAAAUAACAGAUCUAUUCAUAUGGGACCAGGUCUGUAUACUCUCUAAAGCCGUAACAACCAAGCUAAUUAAGGAAUUAACUCUAGAUAAGCUACGUAGCAGCUAAAUUAUUCUAAUAUCUUACCUCCUGAAAUAAAAAAUUAUGAAAGCAUGACAUACAAUAAUAAAAAUACAUAGGGUAAUGAACAAAAAUUGUAAAUGACAAAUUAAAUGACGACUACUUAACAAACAGACUAGCAGGAAAUAAUUAAAAAAUCACCUCACUAACCCUCUUAAUAUGCCAGUAAUAGAGUUAUUGAGGCUAUGACAGCUGGCAGUUAAUCAGGUUUACCAACAGGAGCUACAUAGAAUGAUAGAAACAUGUAAAUUAGAAACAGCGAUUAUGUUUAAGAAUAUCAAAAAUAGAGUUCAAACUAAAUAAGCAGCAACUUUAAUAGCAGAAAUAUUAAUCAUAUGGAAAGGAAUUAAUAGAAUGGAGAUGAGUAAAAUUAAACAAUUGACUUAGACUUUCAUUCUAAUCAUAUAGUCAUUCAACAACCAGCUGCUAUGAACCAAUUUAAUGACUCUAAUGUAUCCAACGAUUUUGGAGGAUUAUCAAAUAAUUUUCAAGGUGAUAAGAAAAAUAGACAGAGUAAAUAUUCAAUUGAAUCUUUGCCAGGAUAAUUUAAUAAAUAAAAUGAAUAUGCAAAUAAGAUUUAGACUAUUCCUGAAGUUGAUUCUCACAGAUAAUAUAUAGGUCAAGAUCGUACUUCAAAUAAUGAUAGCAACAAUAUGAAUAAUUUUAACAAUAACAAUUUCUAAAUAAAAUCUGGAAGCAAAUUAGAUUAAUAAUAGUAUAAUCCAAAUAAUUAUUCUCAAAACAAUGCUAUUUCCCAAAAUUAAUAUUCAAGUGGUAAUUUCAAUAAUAUGAAUAGAAUACCUGAAGACGAUAAUAACCAUUCAAAUACAACAAUCAAUGAGCAUUAAGGAGAUAAUAGGAUUUAAAAAGUUAAAAAUACUGGAUUCAAUGCCAAUUAAAAACACAAUAAUUAAGAAAAUGCAAACAGCUUCAGAAAUUAAUAAAAUUAUAAUAUGGAUAAAAACGAUUUUAAUAGUUAAUAGAAUUACUACGAAGCUAACAACCACAAUAAUAAUAAAAACUUCAAUAAUAAUCACAGGAACUCUAAUUACAAUAAUAUUAAUUAAUAAAGUAAUCAGAAUGAUAAUAGCAAUUAUUUUAAUAACUAAAGAUAAAAUCAAUAUAAUAUAUACUAAAAUAACCAACCAUACAAUCAAGAAAUGUUCUAAGCUCAAAAUAGAAUCCAUGACAAAAAUGAUUAAGAUGUGGAUGAUCCUGAUAUGUAUGAUAUCAAUCUUCCAGCUUACAACUAAAAGUUUUAUUGA
Messenger RNA from Tetrahymena thermophila SB210, 3618 nucleotides. Its product is annotated as transmembrane protein, putative. The record is from RefSeq and is a predicted model, not a curated record. NCBI's taxonomy places the organism in Eukaryota, Ciliophora, Oligohymenophorea, Hymenostomatida, Tetrahymenidae. The transcript is spliced from 3 exons.